AUGGAUUGCGUGGUAGGCAUGCGGAAUGUGCAUAGCCACACCUCAAGGAAUUGUGGUGAGGUGUGUUGCCUAUGUCUUUCAUACACAUUUCCGUUUAUUUUGUUUUUGAUAAUAGUUUCUUCUACGGUGGGCUUUGAUGCGUACUUCAUAACCCUCUGCCUGCGGUAUAACAGGGACUGGCGCACGGCUGUUUCGGUGCUUUUCAUGGUGGUGGGCACUGCCGGGGUCGCAAUGCUCAUGUGGGCAUUUAUAGGUGUUCUCACGACGGCCGCAGGGUAUGUCCCUUCCUUACCCUGGAAAUAUCCUCCAACAUAUGUUGGUGAGAUGGCGGGUUUUCGACCCCCUACUCAACCCAAUUCGGAAGGUUUCAAUCCUUACUGCGUCACCCAGCUGGAUCGCACAAAAAGGCUGCGGUACUGCGUACCAUGUGGUCAGUAUAAGCCGGACAAUGCAUACCAUUGCAACUUUUGCUCGCGCUGCACAUAUCAGUUUGAUCAUCAUUGCCCUGCCGUAAACAACUGCAUCGGACGCGAGAAUUACAAAAUUUUUGUUACGUUCCUUAUCUACACUGGGUUAGUUUCUUUUUUAAAUACUGUUUUGAUGCUGAUCGGUUUACUUGUUUUAGAUAGUGGCGAGAGGUUCGUCUUAUGGUUUGGGCUUCCCUUGUUUAUGGCUCUUUUGGGUUCCAGUGUUUUUUUCUUUGGUAUGCUACAUGUGUGCUGGAGCUAUCGUGGGGAAUCGACCAUGUCGCGACACGUUGCCUUAUUCAAUCGGGAGGAAGCGAUGGCGCAGGAUAGGCAACAAGCGGAUGAAAAGCGACGUGCUCACUGGGAUGCAGUGUUGGGGACAGACAGACGGUGGUGGCGCAUGCUUCUUCCAAUGAGGGCCAGGUGGUUGAACACUGAGGCUCUAGUUUGA
Messenger RNA from Trypanosoma cruzi, 918 nucleotides. RefSeq lists its product as uncharacterized. Gene Ontology annotation, cellular component: endoplasmic reticulum; Golgi apparatus. Gene Ontology annotation, biological process: peptidyl-L-cysteine S-palmitoylation; protein targeting to membrane. The record is from RefSeq and is a predicted model, not a curated record. Gene Ontology annotation, molecular function: protein-cysteine S-palmitoyltransferase activity. The transcript has a single exon. NCBI's taxonomy places the organism in Eukaryota, Euglenozoa, Kinetoplastea, Trypanosomatida, Trypanosomatidae. Bases 1 to 918 code for a protein of 305 amino acids.